GUUGCAUAUCGCACUUGUUCCGAAGGCACUAAAAUGUCAAUAGAACUUAGCCACCAAGUUUAAGAACCGUUAGUUUCGUCUAAAAUGUCAUCGCUGCAUUUACCACGAGUGGUUAGUCAGAGAGGGAAAAGUUCCCUUGAGGUCGAGCGUGAAAAUUUUGAACGAAGACAGACGAAUGCCAUUCAUAAAGCUAUAAAUAGUCAAGAAACACCAGUUAAAGAGAAGCAUGUUAGAAAUACAAUUUUGGGCAGUUUCCAAGAUGGAGGAGCAAGUAUGUUUUGGACAAUCACUGGCAAACUUCCACUUCAAGGCAAUCCUAUUGUUUGCUGGAAGUUUUGCCAUGUGCUACAUAAGCUGAUGAGAGAUGGACACCAACAUGUUGUACAUGAUUCUAUGAAAUAUAGAAGCCAUUUAAAAGAUCUGGGAAAAUUGUGGGGACAUUUAAAAGAAGGCUAUGGUAAACUUAUAGCAGCCUAUUGUCGGUUUUUAAUACAAAGGUUGAAUUUUCAUAGAAAGUUUCCACGGAUACCAGGCAACCUGACAAUGAGUGAUGAUCAAUUUAAUAAAAUAUGUGGAACAGAUGUUAAUAAUUAUUUUGAAUUUUCUAUUGAUAUGUUAGAUUUACUGGAUGAAAUCAUUCAUCUACAACAAAAUGUUUUUGGGUCCCUGGACAUGUCUCGAGCGAAUUCUAUGACAACUGCUGGCCAGUGUCGUCUGGCACCAUUAAUAUUAGCCAUAUUGGAUUCUUGUCAACUUUAUGAUUACCUUGUUAAAUCUCUAUUUAGACUUCAUGCAAGUUUAACACCAGACACAUUAGCUGGCCACAGAGAGAGAUUUUUAAAUGGUUAUAAAAAAUUAAAACAGUUUUACCAUAGCAGUAGUAACUUACAGUAUUUUAAAACUCUAGUCCAAGUUCCUUCACUACCCGAGGAACCGCCAAAUUUUUUGAUGGCAUCUGAUUUUAGUAAACACGUAAAGCCAGUAGCUGUUGUUCCACAAGAAGCUGAUCCAGAACCAGAACAAGAUCUAGACACACCGGAUGAUUCAUUACUUGAUCUCUCAAAUCCACAGCAACCGGAUCAGUUUGAUCAGACAUUCGGUCAGAAUAAUAUGGGUUCUUUCAAUUUUAAUGGCAGACCUCCUGAACCAGAUGAAAGAGAUUUGUUGAUUGACAGACUACAGAAAGAAAUAGAACAAUUAAAAGAAGAACUGCAACGAGUUAAAGCAGAGGACCAAAGAGUGAUAUUAUCAUUAAAAGAUGAAAUAAAUAAAUUAGAGAAGAUUUUAUCAGAAUUACGUCUGUCUGCUGAUAAGGCAUUGAAAGAGAAUGAUAGUUUAAAGAAAGAAGUAGAAGAAGCCAGAGUAGCCGUCAUAGCUGCAGAAAAACUAGGAGAUGCUGAAAAGCAAAGUAAGGCUAACCAAGAAAAGUUUCAGAAAAUGAAAGAUAUUUAUAGUAAAUUACGAGAAGAACAUGUACAGUUAUUGAGAACACAUGCUGAAGCUUCCAAACAAUUGACUGCUGAUAAAACUGCUCUAGAAGAAAAAGAACAGAUCAUUAAGGAAAGUAAAUUAGAGAAUGAACGUUUAGAGAAAGAACGGAAUGCUGUACAGGAAACCUUACAAAAGAGUGCUGAUGAUGUCACACAACAACUCUCUAUUGUUGAAGUGGCAAAAUCUCAACUGGAAAUAGACAAACAAGAAUUGGAGAAUAAAGUGCAAGAUUUAGAGAAUUGUAAAGUCACCCUAGAUUCCGAGUUACAUGAAAGUCAUGAAGCUGCUUCCACACUGACAGCCCAGUUACUAGAAGCACAGCAAGCAAUGGAACAAAAGGAACAACAAUUAGGAGCUCAACUUGCAGACCUACAGGGACAACUAGCCCUAACCCUCGAAGAAAAAAAUAAAAAUGAGGGCAGCCUCGGUGGACAGUUGUCUGAUCUACAGAAAAAGUUUGACUUCACCUUAGCCGAACGUUUAGCAGCUGAGGAUAAAUUAUCUCAAGAUAUUCAGUCAUUACAGCAAAGAUUAGAGCAGACAGAGAAAGAUGGUCUAGAAACGCAGGCUAAACUUAAAGAAAAUAUUGAUGAACUACAUAGAAAACUUCUAGGUAGUUGUGUAGCAGAAGGUAAAAUAAUUAUAAAAGAUGCAUUAGAACAACAUGAUAAUCCAACACAUACAACAGUCACAUGCACAGCAGAAUAUUUAUUAUUGCGAGCUGAACCAGCCUUAUCUAGUCUCAAGAAAUUGAAAUCCAGUUAUGAUGUAUAUAAUACAGAUAAAAAAGAGUUAGAAGAAUUAGUAAGUAAUAUAAAUGAAUUCUCCCAUCACCUAGGAGAUUGUAUAAUACAUGGGUUUGCUACAUCUCAUUCUGCACAAAUAGAACCAGGACUACAAUUGGCAUCAAUAUGUAAAGAUGUUGGAGUAUCUGGUGUAGAAUUAUUAGAUAGUGUAGAAAAAAGAAGUGAUGUAACCAGUCAAAUAGAUAAAACUGUACAACAGGUUAAUAACUUAGUGAAGUUAGCAGAAGAUUUACUACCAAAGAUGGAGGAUGUUAAAGCGGAGGAGAUUGGGGAUUUAGUAGAUAAAGAAAUGUCUUCUACUACAGCUGCCAUUGAAGCAGCUGCUGCAAAAAUAGAGGAAAUGUUAAAGAAAACACGAGAAGUAACAACUGGUACUGAAUUAGAAGUUAAUGAAAGAAUAUUAGAUGCCUGUACUGCUUUAAUGAUAGCAAUAAAAGAAUUAAUGGAACAGUCUCGAGAUCUACAGAGAGAAAUUAUAGCACAAGGAAGGGGAACUUCAUCAGCUAAAGAUUUUUAUAAGAAAAAUCAUCGUUGGACAGAAGGCUUAUUAUCAGCUGCUAAAACUGUUGGAUUUGGAGCUUCCUCUCUGAUGGAAUCUGCUGAUCGAGUGGUAAAGGGUGAAGGUAAAUUUGAAGAGUUGAUUGUAUUUGCCCAGGAUAUUGCAGCCAGUACAGCUCAACUUGUUGUUGCAUCUAAAGUUAAAGCGGAUAAAAAUAGUAAAACAUUAGGCUUGUUAUCUAACGCAUCAAAACGUGUUAAUAAUGCUACUGGCAACGUGGUGGCUUCAGCUAAAACUGGUUCACAGGUCAUAGAAGAUCAAGGAUUAAUGGACUUCAGUAAAAUGACACUGUAUCAAACUAAAAAGAUGGAGAUGGAAGCUCAAGUUAAAGUUUUAGAAUUAGAGAAUGAAUUAAAGAAAGAGAGAAUGAGACUGGGAGAAUUACGUAAACAACAUUAUCAAUUAGCGGGAGAAAGUGAAGGCUGGGAGGUCGAUCAGGAAAUUGAUGAAAGUGAAGGAGAUCAUAGUGCACCUUUAACUUUAGCUGAUUUAGGUGUGCCUGAUUGGGCUGAACCGUGGGAUUCAGAUAUGUUAUAGGGAAAAAAGAGUUGACCAUCUUUUAGCCUCAAUACCCAGAUGACAAGGGGACAUAAUUAGUGCAUAGAUGGCAUUCAUCAAUAUAUAUAUAAUAACAGGCAUAACACUAUAUACACUACCCAUAUAAUCGAACAUUGGCGUUUUCGUUUAUUUUAAAUAACGCUUUCAAGAAAAUUGGCCAGGGUUUUGUUUAUUUUGUAGAUAUAAAAUUAUUUUACGGUAUGUCAAUUGUAUAUUUGUGUUUUGAUUAUAAAUGGAUUAAGUAUUUAUUUGGAUGGAAUAUACCGAUGAUGAUACAAGAAAUUUCUUUGAAUUUUAAAUGCACUAAUCUUAUGUUGGCUUUUAUUGUGAAGAUAAAUGCCACUUUUAUUGUUUGGUUAUCCUUCCUUUAGACUUGGAGAUAAAUGAUAUUUUAACUUGGAAGCUUUUAAUCUCUAACAUUUAAUUUAUGGUGAAAACGUUGCGAAUUUGAUAAAGAAAUCAACUUAUACACACAAUCUAAAUUUGACAGAGAUGGAUGAAAAUUAUCCAUGUUUUGCUUAUAUCCAUUUCAAUUGGGUUGAUUUUCAUGAUAGAGUUGUCUAAUGGAUGUUAAACAACAUUUCUCUCUCUCUUUCAUGAUAAAGUGCUCUGAUUGGCCACUUCCUAUAAACCAACCAAUGGAAAUUUGAUCAUACUCUGUUUGGGUUGAUUUUCAUGAUAGAGUUGUCUAGUGGAUAUUAAACUCCAUUUCUCUCUCUCUCAUGAUAGAGUGCUCUGAUUGGUCAUUUUCUAUAAAGUAAUCGACCAUAUUUGAUCAUACCCUAUUUGUGAAUGGACAUAAGGAGCAAGACAGUGAUUAUUUGUAAAUGAUUAGUGUAUUUUAAUUUAUGUUUAUUUGUUGUUAUGUGAUUAUAAUAUAACUGUGUGGUUAUUAUUAACGAUGAUAAUAUGAAUUGUUAUUAAAUCUAUAUAUGUAUUAUAUAUUUUGUUUUAUGAGGCAGGGACUUGUUGGAGUAUGUAUCUUAUAGUUUUAUAUCUUCUCAUUUACCAUUCAUAUAUACAGGAAGCUAUUGGCAACUAAAUCAUCCAAUAAGCUUAAAGCACAGGGCACACAGACAGUUGCUAUUGGCAACUAAAUCAUCCAAUUAUAUUUGAGCGUCCACUUAAGUUAACUUGCUCAUUGAUGAGUCUUAUGUAAUCAUGUGACUAUUCAGUACAGACAUUCUGCUAUGCAUCACAUAAAUGCUUGAAGCAUCAUCUUGAUAAAAUUGUGUGAAUCUGGAAUCAGUGUAAGGGACUACGCUAAAAUUCAACACUUGGGUCCAAACGAACGAUCCACAGAUAUAUCUUGACCACCUCCCAUCCUUGCCGAUGGAGCUAUAAAAUGUUGACACGGAUGGAUUUGGGUGCUUGUUUAAGACUAAAUAUGAGCACUACAUAUACACAUCUUUUGAUUAUCUGCAUUUAUCAGGGGAGGUUGGAUGACCGAAUGGUUAACGCAGGUGCACUGUAUCAAUAGAUCUGUCAUUGAGUCAACUGGCGUGGUUUCGAUUCCCUGGUUGAACUUGACAAGGAGUAGGGUCGCCUGUACAACCUCGUGGGUUUUCUCCGGGUCCUCCAGUUUCCUCCCACUGCUAAAGACCCCUAUGCGCAAGCGAAUUAUUGAAAUAAUAUUGAACCAUGUUAGUUCCGAAAUGACCUAGUUUGUGUCCAGGUUAAACCGAAUUUCUCUCUCUUUCUCUCUCAUUUAUCAAAAAUGGACUAGGAUCACAGCCAAUAUAUAAUGCAAUAACUUAACUAUCACAUCCCAUUUAUGACAAGAAUUUUCACCAUUUUCAAACCCUACAUCAGAUUCCCAUUUAGGCUAGUGUGUGCACUGUGCUUUAUAUACCAGCAUUAAAUAUAUUUUGUUGAAUAGUAUGAUUAGUUUUUAUUGUGUAUAGAACAGAGAGCAUGCCAUAUUAUUUUAAUUUUAUUAUAGAUGUAAUUAUUUCAAUAACAGGGUUUAUACAUAAUAAACUUAGAAUUAAAUUGCGUUUUACUGAAAACAUGAAAUAUUGUGUUUGCAUAUUAAUUCUACAGGUGUAAAUGACUGGCUAGAGGUAAUUAAUCAAGGUGAAAUCAAUAUUAAGAAGAGGUUAUGCGAUUCGUAGCCACAGUGGUUAGGGUUAGGGCAACUAUUUUUUAUUGAAACUCUGUAUAAUAAACAAGCACAAGGGUUAGGAAUAGGAUUAGUUAAUUUUAGUUCAAUAAUUGUAAUCCUUUACAAUGCCCUUUCAAUACUUCAAAAGUAUUUACUAGGUAAACUUAAUUCAUAAAUGCAGUAUUUAGGUUGUAAUCUUUAUUCUUAAAGUAGCUAAGUCUCUAACUCAAUAUCAUUCAAAAUCUUCCACAUUGAAAACACAAAUUAUUUGUCGGCUUAAAUCAAAACUGAUGUUGUGAUCUUACCGGGAAAAGAUGGCCUUCUGACAUCCAAUAUUUAAGACAAAAUAAACAUUUUACAAUUGGUACACGAAUCGUGUACCAUAAUGCAUUUCAGCGCUAUUUGUAAUAAGGGACUCGAAGAACGAGGCUAGACAUAUUCAACAAGUCAUGUCAAACGGUGAAGCUAUAUUCUUAUCUGGAGAGUAUGCGCAGUAAAUACCUUCGGCAUAGACUGGAAUAACCAGACGCUAGAGAUUGCCAUUCGAUUGAGACUUCUGGCGUAUUUCGCCGAACCUAACUGAUUAGAAAUUACAGUAAAAACAGAAACGAUUGAAUGUAAAUAAUUUAUAUACAUUCAUAUUACAUUAUUGUAUGGUUGCGACCCAUUUGUGUCAAUUUCUAGGUCCAAAAUAUUAGCCAUUUAGCUCCUUUAAACAUUGUGGUUAUGAAUAACAUCUUCCGAUCUUUAUUUGUCAACACUUUUGUUACCAAGUAGACUUUAUUCAUAAAUACUGUGGUUAUAAAUAACCUUGUCCUAAAUAUUAAACAAAAUCUAUUGGCAUUAAUUUUUCAUCCACCAUCUAAUUCACAGAGAAAAUAUUUAUAAUACUACACAGAGCAGAAUAAUAUGAUGCCAAGAAAUAUACAUCACUGUUGUGAUUGGACUUGUUACAAGGAAAAUGAAAUGUAUUUUCUUGUCCAUCCCAGUAUAUUUAAAAAAAACCCAAAAAACUUCUUUAUCAAUUAACUUUAUCUUAUUCCAAGAAGUUUUUUUGUUGGAUUAUCUUUUAUAAAAAUGUCAGAUGUUUAUAGGGGGAGAUGAUAAAAUAUUAAAAUUGAUAAUUAAAAAGUGAAUUAUUAUAAAUACACCGGGCCAUAUGUAUACUAGAUUAUGAUAACUUUUUUCAAUUUUAAAAUCUUUUGAUAUUGUAUUUCUAUUUACUAAUAUUUUAUGGAAUGCAUAUUUACUUAAUUCCUGUAAGCAUUUAAAUUGAUGCACAUGAAAUUAAACUGGUCAUUGUCUUUAAAUUUAUUUUUUUUUCUUCUAUACACCUGGCCAUAUAUACUAGAUUAUGAUAACUUUUUUUCAAUUUUAAAAUCUUUUGAUAUUGUAUUUCUAUUUACUGAAUUCCUGAAAGAAUUUGAAUUGAUGCACAUAAAUUUAAACUGGUCAUUGUCUUUAAAUUUGUUUCUUUCUUCUAUUUUUUAAAAAGAAAAUACAUUUUUUGAUAUCCUUUAAUUCUUUUUUUUUCCAUUGAAGUGGUUAAGAAUUGUAUUUCUUACAUUCAUAAUAUGUAUAAAAUAUUCACUAUUUAUGUCAUGUUUAAACCCUUGUUAAUUACCUUUCAAUAUUCAAAUCCUUUUUUUUUUAGAUAAAUGAAAUAAGUAUAAUUGAAAUUAUGAUGCAUUGUAUAUAUAUAUAUGUAAUUUAUUUUGCAUUUUCAUUAACGAAUCUCCCUGCUAACUGAUCAGCAGGUAAAUAUUUGCUUGGGGCAAGUUAAUUAUCCCUUAAUAUUAACUCUUUUUCGUCUGCAAAUUAAAUUCUAAAACAAUUGGUGUAAAUGGGUAUGUAAAAUGAUUAAAAGGUGCUAAUUCUGCAUGGACCAGUUUGCAUUAAUAGCUGAUGUGACCUGAAAGGUCAGUUAUCUUGUACAGUGUUAAAAAGCUUGUACUAAGAGGAGUUUGAUUAUCAAGAAUCUACAUCUAGAUGUUCUGUAUAGAUUCAAAUCACAAUUAAAUAUGUUUUCCAUAUCUGAAUUUAAGGCAUGUCCUAUUUCUGUGAAAGAGAUAUUCAUUUUGUUUCCUAAAGAUUUCAAAACCAAAUCCAGAUACUUGAAUCUACAAAUCUGCCUGGGCGUGUUGAUUCUUGUCAUGCUCAGUUUUUGAUUUGUGAUGGACCUCCCUUUUGAUUCUAAAGAAUUUGCACCAAGGACUCUUCACAAGUUCAAGCAUGUUGAUUUAGAUUUGAAACUGUGCUGGAAAAAGAGAAUGGAUUAUGAAUCUGGAAAGAACCUUGAUUCAAAUGUACCACAAUGCACCAAAUGCCCUUUGUCUGCAUUGUCAAAAGCCAAACCUUAAAUUUUCACAAAUUUUGCCAUUAACCUUUUAUUAAUUAACAAUAACAUCUUAUGUUGCCUGUUUAAGAGAUUUCAUACAUUUUUAGAAAAUUAUAUUAUUUUUAUCAUCUGCAAUAGAGCUACAUACUGCAUCCUUCAUGAUUUAAAUGUUCCAUAUUAACAUGCGCCACUGUUACUUGGGAUUUGGACCCAGUUGUACAAUUCUAAUUGAUAGAGAUGCUAUAAAUGUAGACUCCAUGACUUUCAGAUGAAAGAAAUGAUAAAGAUCAGGUUGUCAUUAAGUUGAUCAAAAAUUGUAUUUAUAAUUUUGUGUUAUUAAAGGGGAAUAUUCAGAUUGAAGCAAAUGGUAACUGUCUGUAGAGGGUUAAAUUUCAAAAUCAUUAAAACAUGUCUUCAAUUAUUGUAAGAGUGUUACAUAUAGUCCUUAGUAGUCUUGGUCGCUCUAUCCCAAAUUGUCUCCCCUUUGACAGGUCUGGACUAAAUACAACCGUGUAUGCAAUGACCUAUGGGAAGUGUUGUUUCAAUCUACCAGUUAAAAAGGGUUAUGCAUACUUCGAAAGUGAGGGUGAAGGUCAUUUUCUAUUUCACCCAAUCGUAAGAAAUACACAAAUCCCUGUAAGACCUAUGACAUUGUAAACAAUAUUGUCGGACCAAUAUAGUCGAGUGAAGGCGGUUUGGAUUAGAGGAAUUGAGACUAGGUCCAAAGACAAGUGAUUAUUACCACGGUUAAAAACUGCCUGCAAGAAAACCAAACCAAUUUUAACAAGUAACUAUGACAACACAUUAUUGAUUGUAUUUUUAUUUAUUUGCUAUAUGUUUUUUUGUUUAUAUAUUUGAUAAGACUUUGUGUACAGUACUUUUAAAUAAACAUGUCACAAUAACAAGACAAUCAAUAUAUACAUUGUAUAUGAACAGACAAUAAAAUUAUAUAAAAUUA
Molecule: messenger RNA, 8814 nt
Organism: Patella vulgata (common limpet)
Lineage: Eukaryota; Metazoa; Mollusca; Gastropoda; Patellidae
Product: huntingtin-interacting protein 1
Exons: 32
Coding region: 85-3393 (1102 amino acids)
Biological process (GO): endocytosis; clathrin coat assembly; actin filament organization
Cellular component (GO): clathrin-coated vesicle; actin cortical patch
Molecular function (GO): actin filament binding; clathrin light chain binding; phosphatidylinositol-3,5-bisphosphate binding
Source: RefSeq, a predicted model, not a curated record